AUGCACCAUGUGACUUCAAAUAAUUGGAACAUAGAAAGUGGUGACACAUUUGACGAGUUCACCUAUGAAGACGAAGACUUAAAUAAAGCAGAGGAGUACUAUACUUUAGAAUUAUCGGAGGAAGACUUUAACAUUUAUGACAACCUUUGGAAAGAUGAGGUUAGCUCAGCAAUAUAUUUAACUAUAGUAGAAGAACUUCCUACACAAGAAAGAGAAAAAGAAACACUUACUGAAAAGAGAAACUGGAAAGAUUAA
Molecule: messenger RNA, 255 nt
Organism: Scutellospora calospora
Lineage: Eukaryota; Fungi; Glomeromycota; Glomeromycetes; Diversisporales; Gigasporaceae
Source: the annotation of a GenBank genome assembly